GAAGCUGAUAUGAGUGUGCUGGCCUUUAAAAACACCUUCAACAACAGCGCAGUGAGAGACGAGUCAUCAGCACUACAGCCUCCUGUGAAGCCAUGGCCUCCAGUCUUCCUCUCCUCCUGCUGGUCUUGUGCAGUCUGAGUGUGGCUCAGUCCCAGCUGACGGUGUUUAACCUGCGGGCCAGCGGUCUUCCCUCCAACAUCCUGGGAACCACAGACGGCUACGUCAAGGUGUUCUGUGGCUCAGCCACUCUGGGUACGACGUCCAUCCGUAACAACGAUGCCAACCCCUGGUGGGAGGAGGAGUUCACCCACUUCAAAGGCCAGGAGAACGACAUACUGAGGCUUGAGGUGUUUGACAGUGAUUUCAUCUCUGAUGACCUGCUGGGUGUCUGCCAGCGUCAGAUCAAACCGGGAACCCAUAAGCACGACUGCUUCCUGAAGAAGGGUGGCUCCCUCCAUUACUUCUACACCCUUGGUGGAAAUAAUCAUUAGUCUGGUAUAGAUGUAUGACCCCUGUGGCCUGUAUUUACCACAGCAUUACUCCAACAUGAUGACGUGGUAAUAAUCUGAAACUUUUCUACAUUAAAAUGGCUAAAAACAUCUAGA
This is a messenger RNA of Seriola dumerili (greater amberjack), 605 nucleotides long. RefSeq names its product perforin-1-like. The coding region runs from base 93 to 491 and encodes 132 amino acids. Lineage: Eukaryota; Metazoa; Chordata; Actinopteri; Carangiformes; Carangidae. The transcript is spliced from 2 exons. The record is from RefSeq and is a predicted model, not a curated record.